Blastomyces dermatitidis ER-3 is the source of this 2832-nucleotide messenger RNA. Its product is annotated as C6 transcription factor. Gene Ontology annotation, molecular function: transcription cis-regulatory region binding; DNA-binding transcription factor activity, RNA polymerase II-specific; zinc ion binding. Gene Ontology annotation, biological process: DNA-templated transcription; regulation of DNA-templated transcription. NCBI's taxonomy places the organism in Eukaryota, Fungi, Ascomycota, Eurotiomycetes, Onygenales, Ajellomycetaceae. Bases 1 to 2832 code for a protein of 943 amino acids. Gene Ontology annotation, cellular component: nucleus. The transcript has 4 exons. The record is from RefSeq and is a predicted model, not a curated record.
AUGGAUGCCGAUCCGCGAGCUCCCCGACGUCACACCGCGCCCUCGCAGUCUUCAUCCACACCCACCUCCGACUUGAGCAUCCAACAAACUCACACUACUUACUACUACGACGACAGCCCGAACCCGCAGUCUCCACACUCCGCAACCCUUGGCGGCGGUCCCCACGAUGACGAUAGUACCCGGGACCGUGACCAGGACCACAGAAUCGGGACCGGGGCCGGGACCGGCAUUGGAGUCGGCGCCGGUACAUAUACCGAAUCCACUGUCGUGACAGACGCUCACAAUCAUAAUAACAACCCCAAUGACCCCCUAGCUGACUUGAAGCGCCCGCGCGCCUGCGAGGCCUGUCGACAGCUCAAGGUGCGCUGCGACCCGCACCCUGACACCCCAGAUGGCCCGUGCAAGCGCUGUGCGAAGGCCAAUCGCCGCUGUGUCGUGACGGUGCCGACGCGAAAGAGGCAGAAGAAAGCUGAUAGUCGUGUUGCGGAGCUGGAGAGGAAGAUCGAUGCCCUGACAGCAAGCUUGCAGGCCACUAGAGCGAGGAAUGGGAGUAAUGCUGCUGGGAGCGGAGGGAUGGGGAGCCCUGUUUUACGAUCUGGGUCGGCGGCGGAGGAUCUCCCUGCUGCCCGGUGGAUGGGGGGCGUACAGCACCAUGGAAGUGAAAGUAGACGGGCGACUACUGGAGGCUCAAUGGCAGGGCUAGCUGGGAAUAAAAGGUAUGCCAGUGGGGAGUUUAAGUCUAGGUUCGGGAAUGCUGGGAUUCUUGUUCCGCUGGCUGCUCGACCCCAUAGUCCGACGACUGAGAGCACGUCGACAUUCUAUGAUGGGUCAAAUCACGGUGGCGACGGGAAUACCCCAGAUAACUGGCCUCCGAUAUUGCCAACCAUUGACAGAGCACUCAAGGCUCGCUACGAUUAUGAGUAUACAGAUGUCAUUGAUCGAGGGGUUGUGGAUACGGAGAUGGCUCUCAAGUGUUUCAACCGCUAUGUGAACGAUAUUGCACCGUUGCUUCCCUUCGUCGUCUUUCCCCCUGAAACCACCAUGGCCGAAGUUCGUCGGACGAAACCCAUCCUUCUUCUGGCUAUCCUAUCCAUAUCAAUCGGCAUAUUCAACGCGGACCUGCAGACUUCUCUGCUGAACGAGCUCUUCCGCCUCUUUGCAGACCAGGUAAUUGUCAAGGGUUCGAAGUCUCUCGAGUUGGUGCAGGCCAUUAUGCUCUCGAUGAUCUGGUAUACACCUCCGGACCAUUACGAGGAAAUGAAGUUCUUCCAGCUCAUACACAUCGCCGCGACGAUGGCGAUGGACCUAGGUAUGAACAGGAGAACCAAGUCGAAGGCGAAAUCGAAGUCUAUGGGCAUGUGGAGGGAAAUCAUGGGCAAGAAAGUUGUCAUGCUAGACCCCGAUGCACCGGAGACUCGGAGGGCAUGGCUCGGGUGCUAUUUUAUGUGUGUUAACGUUGCAAUGUCACUUCGACGCCCCAUCCUCACGCGUUGGCACCCGUACAUGGACGAAUCUCUCGAAAUCCUCGAGACGUCGCCCGAUGCGCUUCCAUCUGAUAGAAAUCUCAUUCAAUGGGUGAAGCUGGCGCACCUUGGCGAAGAAAUUCUUUUCCAGUUUUCAAUGGAUGACCCCGCUACCAAUGUAGAUAUAACGGAUCCCAAAAACCAAUAUGCGUUAAAGGGGUUCGAAAGGCGUUUGGCAGAAUGGCGAAAGGAGGUGCCUCCCGAGUGCUACUCUCCCCUAAUGCGCCACUAUGAGCUCGUUCUCAACAUCUAUAUGCAUGAAAUCGGCAUGCACGCCGACCACAACAUCGACGAUUUCAAACCGCCCUUUAUAAAUAGUCUUACCUCCGACAAUCCGGUCAACCUUGGCUCUCCCGCGCACGUUGACGCUCUAACUGUCUGCCUCACUUCCAUCUAUGAGGCAAUAGACACGUUUACCUCCCUCGAUUAUACGACUAUCCAAUCUAGCCCCACCAUCCACUUUGUUCGUACAUCAUACGCCUGCGUCGCUCUCAUCAAACUAUAUACCGCCGCAUCGUACCCCGCCACUCGACUGGGCCAGGUAUUCAAUCCUACAGACUUUAAGAUUGAAUACUACCUCACCAAGCUCAUUGCCCAUUUGAAGGGUUCGGGCGAGCGCAUGUCAGGACGGGUGCCAUCUAGAUUCUCGCUAAUGUUGGGAAUAUUAAAGACGUGGUUUCUCAAGAGGAAAGAAGGGAAACCAGUGAGCACUGGUAGCGGUCCGUGGAGCUUUUUUCAGCCGAAGGAUAUUCGGACGUAUAUCGCACCGGAGCCGCGCGCAUCGGAGUCGGAGAGCGCGGGACAAGCGCAGGCUACUUGUAACCCGGAAUCAACGCCUUUACACCUCCAAAAUCAUGCAGCCAUGGGUCAUCCAGAGACCCAACAAUCACACCACCACCAGUCGAGCCUCUCCCCUCAGAACGUUCGCACUGAUACGCACACCACUACUCUCCCGAUCCACCCUUCCACAACCAACACUUCCAACAUUGCCACUAACACAAUCCCUGCGAAUGAACAUUGGACCCCGUUCGGUCCCUCACCAGGCAUGGGCAUUUUCCCCACCACCACAGUGCCUAACCAACCCUUAUCAUCGCAGUAUCUACCGCGGCACCCGACCCAGGCCUUCGUCACCGCCGACUCAGGGGGACUGGUAAAUCCACAACAGCCAGAGCUGGAUCCACAGCAGGCCUUCAUGCUAACCCAAGAUAUGCAGCUCAUGUUCCAGCAAGAUGAACUUGCUGGGUUGGGAAAUAUGUGGGAUGACAUUUUUUUUCCAUUCCCCUUGGACGAGACCGGCCAGCCGCUGUGA